AUGGCUACAUAUCAUAAUGUUCGUCGUGCUGUAGCAUCAAAAGUAUCGCAAAAAGCUGUAGGUACUGGUAAUCCACGUAAUAAUCAACAUAAACGACAAUUCUUAUUAGAAAAAUUAAGUUUAAUGGAUAAAAAGAUGUUAGGUAUAUGUAAAACUGAUAAAAAUGAAACAGAGCUCAAUUGUUAUUUAUGCUUUAUUUUGGAAACACCGCCAUCAUCCAAAACUCAUAAUCGUACAUCAAUUGAAACUGAUACAGCACCAUCAUUAAUUCCUACAAGAAUAGGUACCAUAGAUGAAAAAAUAUUGAAUACACAAUUUUUUUUACCACUAUUAGUUGUACAGAACCAGGAAUGGAGAGAAACAUUUGACUCGUUUUUUGAAUCUCCAAUAUCAGCAUGUCGCUAUCCAUCAUUAACAGUUGAUAAAAAAACAUUAAUUCGUGAUCAAACUAAAAAUACAAUAAAACAAGUUUAUGAUAUUGAUAUAUUAGAUGUUUAUUUUCAAACAUUAUUAACAUCAUUAUCAACAUAUUAUUCACAAAAGGAUAUAAAUUAUAAUGAUAAAUUAUCAGAAUAUAUAUGGAUUUUAUUACGUACAAUACGUUAUAUAAUAAUGACAAAAAUGGUAAAUGAAAAAAUUUCCACAGAACAUCAGUUGAAUGAAACUAUAGGACAAUUACAUGAAUUAAUUCGAAAUCGUGAUAAGUCAAUUAAUGAUGCAGCCAAAUAUAAAAAGUUUAUAUCCAAACUACAUCCAUCAGAUUAUUAUUAUUGUUUAUAUAAUUUAAUGAUUUUAUAUCCAGAAGAUGUUCAUAAAUCAAAUCUGAUGCAAAUGGAUACUAUACUUCUAGGCUUAUUAACUCAAUAUGAUUAUUCUAACGGUGCAACAUUGGAUGGGAUAUGUGACCAUUUUUUACGUAUGAUCUUAGAACGUUCAAUGAAAUUUGUGCCUAAAUUAAAUGUUGCUAAUUAUGUCAAUAAAGAUGAAUUAGUUCAAUAUUUACAUGAAAAUGCUGGUGUACGUGUACAAUCAUAUUUACGUUAUUGGUCAUAUGUUGUUCAAGUAAUAAGACAAUUAAUAUUAGAUAGGGAAUAUUCAUUAAAACAAUUUCAAGCAACAUUAACAAUAAUAAAAGAACAAAAUCAACAAAUGAAUGGUUUAUUACCAUUUUGUUUUGAAAUAAAUCCAGAAUGUCAAAAAUAUUUAAAUGAUCAGAUAUUAGCUGAAUAUAUAUUAACAACGGCUAAUUUAAAGGAUAAAAAAUUUAUUGUACUAACAACUAGUAUAUUAUGUACAAAUAAUGAUAAUAAUACACCUAGUUUAGAUCAAGUAUUAACAAAUAAUAUAAAAAGAAUUGAAAAAUUACAAAAUAAAUUAAAAAUAAUGACAUCAACAAUGAAAGAUAAUUCAAUAAAUGAACAAAUAAAUACUACAUUACAAGAACAAGAUGUAACAAAUCAAAAUAUAACACAACAAGAAGAAAAUACUAAUCAAAUAUUGAACGAUAUAACAAGAGACAAUAGUAUAGAACAAAUGCAAAGUACAUUAAUAGAAGAUAAUACAAAACAACAAAAUAUGAUCUGUGAUCAUGAAAAAGAAAAAUAUUUAUUACAAUCUACUACGAUUCAGCAUAAUGUUGAAUCAACAGUAGAACAACAAGAUGAUAACAACAGUAUUACAACUGACAACAAUCAUCAAAAUGUAUGUUAUGAAACAGUUAAUAUUCUGAUUUAUUUAUUAGAUGAAAGUAUUUCUACCGAGUCCCUCUCAUAUUUACAGUCACUUCUACCGCCUUUUCCCAAACUCUUCUUAGAUGAAAGGUCUAUUAAGGAGAUUGCUAUUUAUCAAGUUACAAUUAGUUUCAACUGUUGACGUCAUAAUUUCCCCUGCCUUGAGAUUCGGGGCUAUUUACUCAUCGUGGCCUCAUUCAGACUAUUUUUAUUGUAAAUGAAUGCUUCUUAACGAAAUUUUUAAAAUGCAUUCAUUAUAUAGCGCGCAUCACUUAGAUUAUAUAGUGAUUAUUAGAAAAAGAUUUGUUCCUUAGAUGGCCGAUGAUUACAGUUCAGAAAGUAAAGUUAGGUCAAGCUAAAGUUGACCUAUUUUGAAAAAUCAAUGUCUCGCAUAAAGUUAGUGAAAAAUAUCAAAGCAAUAUGUACAUUUAAAUUCACAUUUUGUGAUCUAUUGACUGACAUUUAUUUCAUUUCUGCAACUCAGCAAGUACAGAUAGCGUACUUCGAAAAUCUAGUAGGAUUUUGUCAAAAGUGCCUACUUUUGACAUCAUAAAUAUUUGCCUAUUCCACAGGUAGCAUCGCGCAUUAGAAGGCCAUCCCCGACCCAGUAUCGUAAAAUCCAGAAUAGAAGGGUACCCUUGUUAGCAACCUGUCGAACAUCUUUUUUUAGUAUUUAUUAUGUAAAAGAAACCGUGGUCUCGGGAAGAAAAGAGUUCUUAUUAAGAAUUAGUUCCAAAAUAAGAUUUAGACUAGCUUUUCGAAAUGGCGAUGGAUGGAAAGGUGUUAGGCAAAACUGUUCGCGAUUGGCAGAAAGAAGCAAGAAAUAUCAUAAAGGCGCUGGGAUACUAGUUGAAUCUAGACAGUGUCUAAAGUUUCAAAUGACCGUAUAAACAUGCGGAAACAGCAAGACUGGAACCCUCGAGGCUACCAUAACCUCAUCUUUACCUUCUCUUACUCACAUAGUCCGAUGGCCGUCUAAAAGCUCUCGGAAAAGAUACAUCACUCAUAGUCCUAACCAGUCUAUUAAAUAGUUGAUCUGUACAGGAGCUGGCUCAUAUCAAAAUAUGAUGGUUUUUUUCUAGAGAAGCGACCAUCGAGAUUUUUACAUAUUCGGAAUCAGCGCGUACGUUGUACGGUGCAAAGAUCUCGUCGGGGUACCGACACUUUUUGGACUCGGAUUCUCCGCUGUGGAUUUUCACGGUAUAUUACACUAUAUUCAACAGUAGACAUCAACGAUGCCGCUUUUUUCCCGUUCUCUUUUAUGUUUCAUUUUUCUUUGCUUUGAUAUUUUUUCUUUCUGUGCACACUACACUAUAGAGACAGAUAUAAAGCAAGAAAUGGAGAAAAGAACAAAUUUUAUCGUUUUAUCGAAAAGAAGGAUUCUACUCACUAUGAAAUUAGUGU
Molecule: messenger RNA, 3134 nt
Organism: Didymodactylos carnosus
Lineage: Eukaryota; Metazoa; Rotifera; Eurotatoria; Philodinida; Philodinidae
Source: the annotation of a GenBank genome assembly